CGCAAAUUUGGUUUGGGUGAUUUUCGCGGUGCUUUCUGGAACUUGUAGUUUGCUAACCCUUGUUCUGGAGCUGUUGUGCUGAGGCUGCAGGGAGAGAAGCGCAGGAGCUACUUGGCAGUCUUGCCCUGUUACCGGCACUGCCAUUCUCUGCCUGGUCUCCAAAUCCCUUCCUCCCUACGCAUGCUAGACGCUUCAGCCUGUGACUCUGCUUUUCAUCCCUACCAUUUUGAUGUGGAUCCUGUUGCAAAGAGCCCUUCCAGUAGGUCUCAGGCUGGGCUGGGCAGUGCCAGGGAGCCAGAGCUGUUGGAAGUUGGAGUCCAGAGGGAUUUCCCAUCUGCAUAAGGCCAUGAGGUUGGUCCAGUUCCAAGCCAAGGGAUCAGCAGCUGCACCCCGAAUUGGGCUAGAAGAGAAAGAUGGAGGCAACGUGAUAGACCUGAAUGCUUUUGAUCCAUCUCUGCCCAGGACCAUGAGGGCAUUCCUGGAGGAAGGAGAUGCAGCAUUUGCUGUAGCUAAGAGGGCACAAGAGUCCAGCCAACAUGUUUUACCCCGUGCUGAAGUCUCCCUCUUGGCUCCCAUAACUAACCCCGAUAAAGUGAUCUGUGUGGGAAUGAACUAUGUGGACCAUUGCUUGGAACAGAAUGUGAAAAUCCCCAAGGAGCCCAUCAUAUUCAGCAAGUUCCCCAGCUCCAUUGUGGGACCCUACGACGAGAUCAUCCUCCCAGUAGAGAGCAAUGAAGUAGACUGGGAAGUGGAGCUAGCCUUUGUCAUUGGGAAGAAAGGAAAGCACAUCCAGGAGCCGGAUGCCAUGAGCCAUGUUGCAGGGUUCACCGUUGCCCAUGAUGUGAGUGCCAGAGACUGGCAGAUGAGGAAGAAUGGGAAACAGUGGCUUCUGGGGAAAACGUUCGACACCUUCUGCCCUCUGGGACCAGCACUGGUCACCAAGAACUCUGUGUCAGACCCCCAUAACCUGGGGAUCCGCUGCAAAGUCAAUGGGGAGCUUGUCCAAAACAGCAACACUAACCAAAUGAUCUUCAAAACUGAGGCACUCAUUGCAUGGGUCUCCAAGUUUGUCACACUGUACCCAGGUGACAUUUUCCUCACUGGGACUCCUCCAGGUGUUGGAGUUUUCCGGAAGCCUCCAGUGUUCCUGAAGAGAGGAGACGAAGUACAGUGCGAGAUUGAUGAACUGGGAACCAUCCGGAACAAGGUGGCGUGAUUGGGUAGCUUCUGAUCCUGAACAAUUGCAGCUACAAAUGCCUUAAUACUAAUUUCAAAUCAGGAACACAGAUUGGCCUAAAAUUUCCAUAAAGGUUCUGAUUGAUUGCCUCUUCUGGAACUACUCAUGGCCACAGGACUGGAGACACAGCCAACCACAGACCAAGUCCCAGUCAGUAGUUUGUGGACACUUCAAUUAAAGAGAGAACUCAUGGAGGCGUGUACAUAUGA
Molecule: messenger RNA, 1446 nt
Organism: Heteronotia binoei (common prickly gecko)
Lineage: Eukaryota; Metazoa; Chordata; Lepidosauria; Squamata; Gekkonidae
Product: fumarylacetoacetate hydrolase domain-containing protein 2-like
Exons: 9
Coding region: 230-1216 (328 amino acids)
Molecular function (GO): hydro-lyase activity
Source: RefSeq, a predicted model, not a curated record